Molecule: messenger RNA, 922 nt
Organism: Cajanus cajan (pigeon pea)
Lineage: Eukaryota; Viridiplantae; Streptophyta; Magnoliopsida; Fabales; Fabaceae
Product: ubiquitin-conjugating enzyme E2 7
Source: RefSeq, a predicted model, not a curated record
GGGCCGGGUUGAGUGUUGGUGAAUGGUAAUGGCUGUGUAAUCCUUGAAAUGACCUGAACCGAACCAUGUUUAUGUUGAGUUAUAAAUAAUCCCAAUUUGAGGUUGUGUCGGUUUUCAAAACAAUCUCUUCAUGGCAUCCCAGGCAAGCCUUCUCCUUCAAAAGCAGCUCAAAGAUCUUUGCAAAAACCCCGUCGACGGCUUCUCCGCCGGUUUGAUAGAUGAAAACAACAUUUUUGAAUGGAGUGUUACCAUAAUUGGACCACCCGAUACUCUCUACGAGGGAGGAUUUUUCAAUGCUAUCAUGAGUUUCCCAUCCAAUUACCCAAAUAGUCCACCUUCAGUGAGAUUCACCUCAGAGAUAUGGCACCCCAAUGUAUAUCCUGAUGGCCGGGUUUGCAUAUCAAUUCUUCAUCCUCCUGGUGAGGAUCCAAAUGGUUAUGAGCUUGCAAGUGAGCGCUGGACACCUGUUCAUACAGUAGAGAGUAUAGUAUUGAGUAUCAUAUCGAUGCUUUCCAGCCCUAAUGAUGAAUCUCCCGCAAAUGUUGAAGCUGCAAAGGAGUGGAGAGAUAGGAGAGACGAUUUCAAGAAAAAGGUUAGCCGAUGUGUAAGAAAGUCACAAGAAAUGUUGUGAUUUGUCGCCUACACGUACACCGCAUAGUGCUUUUGUGAACUGGAGGACAUAUAAUGUGUAAUGGAUUGGUUCACCGGUUCUGUUGACCGUAUAAGAAUGGCAUUGGAAGUUGUCCACAUUCCUUCUUUCUUCAGUUCCAUGUUCUCUGCAUGGCCAUUUGGCAUAACUUGGAAAACAAUCUGUAUUCUAAGUGUUUUGGCCGGUCUUUUGACUACUUUAUUGGAAAUUUACUUUGUUCAUUCGCAUAAGUUUAUAUUUGGGUUUCUUAUCUAAAAAAAGGUUUAUAUUUGA